Molecule: messenger RNA, 8313 nt
Organism: Polyodon spathula (Mississippi paddlefish)
Lineage: Eukaryota; Metazoa; Chordata; Actinopteri; Acipenseriformes; Polyodontidae
Product: protein-methionine sulfoxide oxidase mical3a-like
Exons: 41
Coding region: 485-7177 (2230 amino acids)
Molecular function (GO): protein binding; FAD binding
Source: RefSeq, a predicted model, not a curated record
CGUAUACAAUCGCAUGAUUAUUUUAACUUAUCAUGUAAAAAACAAACCAAAAACUUUUACAUGACGCUUUAGAAUCAUGGUAUUUUUUUUCUUCCCAGACAACCCCUUUCCAGACUCAAAGUGGUACCGCCUCAAAUGCAGGCACCAAGUUGUUACGAACUGAAAAGUUUAUCAGUUACAACAAGUUUGUUUCUGAGUUGGUCAAUGAGAAUUUCUCAUUCGAAGGAGGGAAAACAAAAAAAAGCGCAACGUUAUUGGAUUUAAAAUUCAGACUGCUUCGAUAUUACCUCGUGGAGUAUGCAGCACUGAAGACUGAACUUGGCAAAGCAGACAAUAACCGUUGGGAUAUUUCAAACAUAGGAACUUAGGAAGGUCUAUGAUGCUGGAAUCAGGAAGUUGAAGGAGAAGGAGAGUCUGAGUGAGAGAAGAGAAGGUCGGGGCCGAUUGGUUGUGUCCCCAGAGGGGGGCAGCAAGAACUCUGGCCAUGGGGGACGGCGGUGGGGGUGGAGACAAAGUGGACCAUGCACAUGUCCUGUUCGAUCGCUUUGUCCAGGGCUCCACCUUUAAGGGGACGCUCAAGGCCUUUCAGGAGCUAUGCGACUACCUGGAACUGAAGCCCAGCGACUACCGCAUUUUCUACCACAAACUCAAGUCCAAGCUCAACUACUGGAAGGCCAAAGCUCUCUGGGCCAAGCUGGACAAGCGAGCCAGCCACAAGGACUACAAGAAGGGCAGGGCCUGCGCCAGCUCUAAGUGUGUGAUCAUCGGUGCCGGUCCCUGCGGUCUUCGGACGGCCAUCGAGCUCUCUUUCCUUGGAGCUAAAGUUGUGAUCUUGGAGAAACGUGAUGCCUUCUCUCGGAACAAUGUCCUGCACUUGUGGCCCUUCACCAUCCAGGACCUGCGCGGGCUUGGAGCCAAGAAAUUCUAUGGCAAGUUCUGCGCCGGCUCCAUUGACCACAUAAGUAUCCGUCAGCUUCAGCUGAUGCUUUUGAAGAUGGCGCUGCUCCUGGGCGUGGAGAUCCAUGUCAACAUUGAGUUCUGCGGCCUCAUCGAGCCCCCAGAGGACCAGGAAAAUGAAAGGAUUGGGUGGAGGGCUGAGGUCCGUCCCAGAACGCACCCUGUUUCUGAGCUUGAGUUCGAUGUCAUCAUAGGGGCAGAUGGGAAGAGGAAUACUCUGUCAGGUUUCUGCCGGAAAGAGUUUCGUGGGAAACUGGCCAUCGCCAUAACAGCCAACUUCAUCAACCGCAACACGUCGGCAGAAGCCAAGGUGGAGGAGAUCAGCGGCGUUGCCUUCAUCUUCAACCAGAAGUUCUUCCAGGAUCUUCGGGAGGCCACGGGGGUUGACCUCGAAAACAUUGUCUACUACAAGGAUGACACUCACUACUUUGUCAUGACAGCCAAAAAACAGAGCCUGCUGGAGAAGGGUGUGAUUCUGCAUGACUAUGCUGACACAGAGAUGCUGCUGUCUCGGGAGAAUGUGGACCAGGAGGCCUUGCUGAGCUAUGCCUGUGAAGCGGCUGACUUCUCCACCAAUCACCAGCUCCCCAAGCUGGACUUUGCCAUCAACCAUUAUGGGCAGCCCGACGUGGCCAUGUUUGACUUCACCUGCAUGUAUGCCUCGGAGAAUGCUGCUCUGAUGCGCGAGAGGAACGGCCAUCCUCUUUUGGUAGCACUGGUUGGCGAUAGCCUGCUGGAGCCCUUUUGGCCCAUGGGUACUGGUAUUGCCCGCGGCUUCUUGGCUGCGAUGGACUCUGCCUGGAUGGUACGAAGCUGGGCACAAGGGAACUCUCCACUGGAGGUGCUGGCUGAAAGGGAAAGUAUCUAUCGCCUGCUGCCCCAGACAACUCCGGAGAAUGUUAGUAAGAAUUUCAGCCAGUACAGUGUUAACCCAACCACUAGGUACCCUAACAUCGGCCUCCAUAUCCUGAGACCUAACCAGGUACGGCACCUUAUUGACACGGGAGAGUCUAGGGAUGCCCAUGUACAAAUGGAGAACGCUGUUAACUCCAAGACUCCCAAACUGAUGAGAAAUGAGUCUGUAGCUCGCUCCAACAAGCUGCUAAACUGGUGCCAACGGCAGACAGAGGGCUUCAGAAAUGUAAAUGUGAGUGAUCUCACCAUGUCGUGGAAAAGUGGACUGGCCCUGUGUGCCAUCAUCCACCGAUAUCGGCCAGACCUCGUUGAUUUUGACUCCCUGGAGGAGCAGAACAUGGAGAACAACAACCAGCUGGCAUUCGACGUGGCGGAGCGGGAGUUCGGGAUCUCGCCCAUCAUGACUGGGAAGGAGAUGGCCUCUGUUGGGGAGCCGGACAAGCUCUCCAUGGUCGUGUACCUUACCCAGUUCUACGAGAUGUUCAAGGACACGUUGCCUCCUGGGGAUAACCAUAACUUGAGCCCAGAAGACAAGGCUGCCUUGAUCUCCAACACCAAGUCUCCCAUCUCCUUCCUGAGCAAGCUGGGACAGAGCAUUUCUCGCAAGCGGAAUCCAAAGGACAAAAAGGAGAAGGAAGUGGAGGGGAGUGGGAAGAGGAGGAAAACCAGUCAAUCUGAAGAUGAGGACCCUCCACGUGGUUACCGUGACGAACGGGCUGCCCUAGUCUGUGCCCUGUCGGAGCGGAAGAUUGAGACCGGCAUUGGGAACCAGAACAAAGUGAAGUCGAUGGCGACGCAGCUGCUGGCCAAGUUUGAGGAGAAUGCCCCUGCACAGUCCUCAGGGCUGAAGAGACAGGAGCGGUUGCUGACUCCGCCCACGGUCUGUCAGAAAGAACCAGGCCGACAUGCACCCGUCCCACAGUGGAGACAGGCUGCAAGUGUGAAGCGAUCUCGGAGCUGCCCUAAGAAAAUCAUUUUGCUCUCCUCCUCCUCUUCAUUGUCUGUCUGUGCUCAGCAAGGAGAGAGUGGAAGAUCUGAGUCUGAGGGUCAGGAAGAGAGCCCUGUCCUGGAGCGGAUGCCACAGAUAGUUUACCCUGAUGAUCAAGCGCCUAUUUUCACCCCAAGCAUUGAGGAGAGGGCAUCCCAAAUUACUACUCACUUUGAACAGAAGCCAGACAGGCGACAGAGGUAUAUAAAGAUGUACACAGGGGGAGUGAGCUCAUUGGCUGAGCAGAUAACCAGUCAGCUUCAAAAGAAAGACCAACCCAAGCCCUUUCUAGACAAGAAGGCAUUGGCUUCAUUACGCAGAGAGUUCCCCCAGAACAUUGGCGGCAGUGAUGUCUGCUUUUUCUGCCGGAAGAGGGUCUAUGUAAUGGAGCGUCUCAGUGCAGAGGGCAAAUUCUUCCACCGUAGUUGCUUCAAGUGUGACUAUUGCAACACUACCCUGCGGCUCUCCUCUUAUGCCUUUGACGUUGAAGAUGGGAAGUUCUACUGUAAACCUCACUACUGCUACCGGCUCUCGGGGUACGCUCAGAGGAAGAGACCUGCAGAAGCACCUCUCGCUGCCAAGGAAAACAAAGUGUCCCUACUGGACCCUGAUGCUGCUGAUGGACCAGUCCGGGCAAACACCACAGCCACCCCUACAGAAAGGACCCCAGCAGUAGAUAUGAACGGAGUGGAAGAGCCUGGCCUGGCAAAGCGUCUGCGGGGCACUCCGGAGCGCAUUGAGUUGGAGAACUACCGGCUGUCAUUGCAGAGAGAGGAGGAGCUGGAGGAGGUGCCCGAGGAGACGUUGGCAGAGCACAACCUGAGCAGCGUGCUGGACAAGGGCACCGACGCGGGCGAGGGCUCCAGCAGCUCGGAGUCGGAGAUGGAUGAGGUGGAGGAGGAGGAGGAGGAGGGUGAAGAUCACCCUGUCUCGGACCUGGGUGGAGUGCCGUGGAAACAGGCUGUGCACCUCCAUGCCUGUCUGAAGGGCAAAAGUGAAGCACAGAUAGCAGUAGAGGAGGAGGAGGAGGAGGAGGCAUGUGCCCUCGGAGAAGAGGAGGAUGACGAAGAUGAAGAAAUAGAAGAAGAAAAAGAGGAGGAGGAGGAGUCCAGUGAAGCCGGGAAUCUUCGCAUUCAACAAGUUCUGCAGCCCAUAGACCCCCUGGAGAUCCAGGCAGACGUGCACUGGACACACAUUUGUUCUGAACAGAAGGAGGGGGCUCCAACUUCACAACCCUCUCCUUCCACAGCCCCCGACAUUCCAUCAGUCCGCCACGAGGCAGUGCGAGCCUGGCUGGAGACAGUGUCUGGAGCUCCAUAUGAAGAGAAUGAAGUGGAGGUUGGAGAUGAGCUUGGGGUUCGUGAGGAAGAGCCCGAGGUUGGCACUGAGCUGGAUGAGGAUGAUAUCCCUUCGGAUGCUGAGGCUGAGGCCCGGAUGCAUCGGAUCGAGAGAAAGGAGCAGCACCCAGAGGAAGAGGAAGAGUCAGAGUCAGAGGGGCGAGGCAGGGUGUCUAGUCUAGCCCAAUCGUCGGUGAGCUCAGUUAAAUCUCGGAGUGAUGUGCUGCUCUCACCAGUAACAAGCAUGAAGGAUCAGGAAGUGGAGGGAGUGUAUGAAACCUUGUCACCAGCUUCUCUGUUGAAAUCUCCAGGUGCUCACUUUUUCCAGGAACCAUAUUUCCCAAAAGGAAAAGACGAUGUUAUUCCUGAGACUCCAGAGGCUAAGACCCUCAUCUCUCCCACACUCUCUCUUUCCCCUAUCCGUUUCCAGCCUCUUCCUCUGCCAGAACCCAAGUCACCAGUCAAAACGCAACCAUCAGCCUCCCCUCCAGCUACAAGCCCAGUCUGUGCCCACUCUCCAAUAUGCUCGCAGCCUUUACCUUCAUCGGAACCUUCCUCCCCUGUUUUGUCUGGGUCCCCAGUACGAUCACAGCCUGUGCCAGCUGUUGCCUCCACUCCUUUAGUCAAACCUGUUGUAGAAAGCGAAACCCUGGAGAAACAAGAUUCCUUAAGUCCAUCAGCAGAUGAUCCUGUGAAAAAGACGGAUCUUAUAGAGGCGUUUUGGGUGAAGAGUGCUGAAAUUCGAAAGAGCUUGGGUCUUACACCAUUGGACAGGAGCAAAGGGUCAGAGAACAGUUUCCCAGAGUCCACACCCGAGUCUUCCCCUCCAAGGUCCGACACUCCGGAAGAGAUUUCAGAAGAACAGAAGCUGUACCCGAGCCGGCCCCAGCCAGCCUUGCGUAGGUUAAACAUUGCAACCAUAGAUCGUCACCAGCUCUCUUCCUUGUUCAUUGAGUCCCCCAGCGAGAGAGAACUGAAGAGCUUGGACACGGAGAGUAAGGAUGUCGGCAGUAGCUCAGGGCUGGGUCUCAAUGGGAGCAUGGCUAACACCCAAACGUUGACCAGCGAGAGCUUCAAUACUUCUGAAUCCACCAUGCUAACGCCACCAUCCAGCCCUCCCCCUCCGCCACCAGAGAAUGAAGAGCCAGCUACCUUGAGGAGAAACAAGUAUCAAGCCAGCUGGAGUACCGUGCCUGAGCCCACACCUGUGCCAGCACCAGUGCCACAAAAAGCACCAGCUGCAGCUCCUACUCCUGCUCCCUCUCCAGUACCACCACAAACUCGCUCUGAAUUCAGACAAGAGCCGAGCAGGAAGUCACGGGAAGAAGUGCGCAAGUCAUUUGUAGAGAGUGUUGAUGAAAUCCCAUUUGCUGACGAUGUUGAAGACACCUAUGAUGACAGGACGCCAGAGACCAGCUUGCAAGAAAGGUUCUACACUCCUCCAGCUAGCAAGCUCAAGCAGGAGAAACCCUCAUUCCACAUGGGCUUGGGCAAGGAGAACAGCAAACUCGGCCUAGGAGAGGGUGCCACAACAAAACGACAGCGAGCGAUGCCCCCAAUCUCCCCAGAAGCUAAAGAGAUAGCUAAAGAAAGGAUGCGAGCCCGAGAGAAGUCUGUGAAGAGCCAAGCUCUGAAGGAAGCCAUGGCCAAGCAGCUCACCAAGAUGAAAGACGUGGAGGUGGUUAAAGGUGGUGGCUCAGCUAAAGCUGCCUGGAAUGUGGAAUCAUCCACACCCAAAGUGUCACCCCUGGUAUCUAAGUCUAAUAUACCUUCUGCUGUUAAGUUAUUGGACUCUAGAAAGCUUGAGAAGACUGCUGACAAGUUCUUAUCACCACUGGGUGGGCAAAGUCUCGAAGGCUCUGUUGCUUCCUCUGAAGGCUCCACCGGUGGGAAGAGCAAAAAGCGCACAUCCCUCUUCUCUCCUCGCAAGAACAAGAAGGAGAAGAAGCCCAAGAAGCCCAAGAGUGAAGGCAGGCUCUCUGACAAGCACAGUUCAGAGGAGGCUGCCAAGCCCAAGUCCCUCUGGAAGACGGUCUUCUCAGGGUACAAAAAGGACAAGAAGAAGGAAGACAAAUCCUGCCCAAGCACCCCAUCCAGUGUCACUACUGUGGAUUCUGGGAAAAGAGGGGUGUCUCCUGUCAUAAGGGCAGCAGCAGAACUCCAUCUCCGUCGACACUUGAGUUUCUCUGAAGACUCUGAUCUCUCCUGUGAUGACGUGCUGGAAAGAUCUUCCCAGAAAUCCAAGGCGGAUUCUGUUUAUGUUCCUCACGCCAUGGCAUUCAAGAGAUCAUACGCAUCAAAGAAAAUGUAUACAGAGGAAGAACUCAAUGCCAAGAUAACCAGAAGAGUGCAGAAAGCAGCCCGCAGACAAGCCAAACAGGAAGAGCUGAAGCGGCUGCACAGAGCACAGAUUAUACAGAGGCAGCUGGAGCAGGUGGAGGAGAAGCAGAGACAGCUGGAGGAACGAGGAGUGGCAGUGGAGAAAGCCUUGCGAGGGGAAGCAGACUAUUGGGGAGAGUCUAAUUACAGUGAAAUCAUCGACUUGCAUCUGGGUGUUGAGCCCAAUGUGGGGACCCCUCGCCGAAGACCUAUCUCCUUCUGCCAUUGCUGUACCCACAAAGGACUGGGCAAGAAGGACGAUCCCAAGCUAAUGCAGGAGUGGUUCAAGCUAGUCCAAGAGAAAAAUGCCUUGGUGCGCUACGAAUCUGAGCUCAUGAUAUUUGCCCGAGAACUGGAGCUUGAAGAUCGUCAGAGCAGGUUACAGCAAGAGCUGAGAGAACGCAUGGCUGUCGAUGACCACCUGAAGACGGAGGAGGAGCUUGCAGAGGAGAAACGCAUCCUGAAUGAGAUGCUGGAGGUGGUGGAGCAGAGGGACUCGCUGGUGGCUCUUCUGGAGGAGCAGAGGCUGAGUGAGCGAGAGGAGGAUAAGGACCUGGAGGAGGUCAUGCUUUCCAAGGGUUUCAACUUGAACUGGUCAUGAGCACCCCGCUGCGGUGUUCCAGCGAGCUCUUCCAGUACUUGCCCUUGCUGCUGCUGCUGGAGAAACCCUGGCGUACCUCCUCUUCUGUGGAGUGUUUUGGAAUGCGUUACAAGCAUGCCUGCCUUCUGUGCUGUAUGAAGUUUACAAAUCCAUCGCAAUGAGCCCCUCUGCCUGGGUAAAAGGGGGAGGGGGGGGGUGGGCAGGGGAUAAGUUUCUAAAAUAAAAAAUAAAAAAAACUUAGUUUGGACCUUCGCUACUAGAGGAAAUAAUUACAUCUUUCCUGAAAUGCAAGAGAAAGAAGGAAGAGAAAAGGAAUGCAAGAGUCCUGCUGAUUUUUAUAGAACAUUUUUUGUGUGUGUGUGUAUAUAAUAUAUAUAAUGUGUGUAAAGUAAGUCAACUAAGAAGACCAGUUCAGUUUUAACUGCAAAUAUGUAUUUAUUGAAUGUUACCGUGAAAGUGAGGUGCAGAAAUGUCGGUGUCCUUCAACUUGAUCUGGAUUUCAAGAAUGGAACCUUUUUUUGGCUCUUACCAGCCUAGUUUCUGUCCUAUCCAUUGAACACACUCCGAGGCCCCCAAAACAGCUAAUGAUUAAGCUACCUGAUGUGUUUGUAGUCUAAGGCUUGCUGCCCUUUUGAAAGUAUACCUCUCUGUAGCUCUACAUUUUUUGCACAAAGACUGUUAUUUCUUGUUUUGAACACAUCCGUAAGGAUUAGAGACCUGUAUUCAAGUUUUAAUUGCCUAUUUAUGACCUUUAAAGGUCUACUGCAGCUUCAGUUAAGUCCUACAGUACCAUGCACUAUUAGUUGAAAGACAGCUAUCUGUUUUAAAGGCAUUAUCCUGAUGGAAACGCUAUUGUGGAAGGGAGAUAGCCAGGGUAUACACUGUCAAAUGACUGGCUCAGUGGCAAUAGUCUCCUAAAUUGGUAUUAACAGUACGCUGGAAAGAUCAUUUUUCCUUUUCCAAAUAUGCCAUGAAGGAUGUUGCAUUAUUGUUUGUGAGAUCUAAUCCAUAUUUUAGAUGGUGACGAACCUCUGAGAUCUACAUACCCUAUCAAGGUACGCUGUGUUACUAUACAAUUGAUACACUGGUUUGAAUACAGUUUCUGCUGGCUGUGUGACUAUUAUAUAUAUAUAUAA